AUGAACUCCACGUCAGCACUUCCUCAGAGCCCCCUUCUGCCUACCCAGGUUCAUUUGGGUCCCGCCUAUGGUACCUUCCUCAUUUGUACGUUCCUCAGUCUCAUGUUCUAUGGCGUUGCAUUGCACCAAGUCUAUCGAUACAUCCGUCUUCACAGCUCGGAUGGGCUCGUCGUCAAGUCCUACGUGAUCUUGGCCGUGCACAUGAAGUGGCGACUAAUCUUCUUCGCCGCGCGGGUAUACAAGUUGGAUAAGAGAUACCGAACGUUGCUAGCAAUGGCUAUAAUCAUGUUCCUUGUAGAGCUCGCCUUCACAGUAAAAGGAUUUGCGAUAGGAACUAUUGACAGUCUGAACAAAUAUGCGUGGAUGCAGUCCGGGGGGUUCGGAGUUGUCAUAAGUGCGGACAUCAUGUUGACCUUCGUGCUCGCGCUAGCUCUACAUCAGCGGCGGACUGGAUUCAAGAUCACGAAUUCGAAGAUCGACCUGCUCAUCGCAUAUGCUAUCGGCACAGGUUUGGUCACUCUCAUCUUCGCCAUGGCAUGUUUUAUCACGGCUCUUGCAUCUCCGGGGAACUUGCUAUUUGGCGCUCUCGAUUUGAUAUGCGUCAAGGUCUAUAUCAACUCCGUUCUUGCUACACUGAACAUGCGACCUAGCGCGGCAUCGGCGGGGAGCGGCGACCGCCUUGGCACCAUAGACCUCUGUGCAUUGCCCCAAAGUCGUUCCGCCCAGAACAUCGAGAAGGAAUGGCCGUCGUCUUCGACCAAGUCUACCAAUGGAGUCGAUCCCGCUACGGUGGUCAGCAUCAAGGUGACGAAUGAUCUCUCCCAUCGAGUUUGA
Trametes versicolor FP-101664 SS1 is the source of this 834-nucleotide messenger RNA. RefSeq lists its product as uncharacterized. The coding region runs from base 1 to 834 and encodes 277 amino acids. Lineage: Eukaryota; Fungi; Basidiomycota; Agaricomycetes; Polyporales; Polyporaceae. The transcript is spliced from 17 exons. The record is from RefSeq and is a predicted model, not a curated record.